GAGACUUCCUUCUAUCACGUGACGGCAAACAUGGAGGUACAUGGUUUACUUUCGGUUUGCUUUCUGCAUUUUAUUCUGUGUAAUUUUGUACAUUCUUUAUUGGUUAAUGUGCAUGUGGAUGUGAGUAAACCAUUAGGUAAAAUAACAAAGAAUUUUGUUGGAGUUACGAUGAAUAGUACGUACGUAAAAGAAAACUGGAAAUAUUUUAAUCUCAAGUCAGUAAAGAUACAGAGAUUAGCUGCUGGACUUUCACCCUCCUACCUAAGGGUCGGGGGAACAGAUGCCGAUUUUGUUAUAUUUACUGGAAGGGAGGUUAACACAGAUGAAAACAUUAGGAAGUUUGAUCCAAUAAAUUUCACAAUGUCAGAGACCUCCUGGGAUAGCAUUCACAGAUUUACACAGAAGGUUGGAUGGACACUGAUUUUUGAUCUGAAUUCUCUGUACCGUACUGAUGGUGUCUGGAAUUCCUCAAACGCUGAGGUUUUAAUCAAGUACUCAAUCAAGAAAAACUACUCAAUGGCAGGAUGGGAGCUUGGGAAUGAGCCUGGUGAGUAUUUGAGGAAGUUUGGAGUCCACUUGACUGUCCAGCAACUUGUAAAAGAUUAUCAGAAAUUAUCUAGCAUUCUCUCCCAGGCCCCACCCAAUAUCAGAGGUCGCAUUCUAAUAGGUCCAAGUACCAUACCGCUUGUCCAGUCUCGAGUUGUGCAGUUCUUCAAUGAAUUUUUACGUCUUGGUGGCAGUGCAGUCGUGUCUUCACCGAACUUCCACCAUUACUAUAUGGAUGAAGCCACUGCUUCUGUACAGAACUUUGUGGAUCCAGAUGUUCUGGAUGGGCUCCAGGUAGAAAUCAACCAGGGUAAUGACGCAACCAGAAAAUUCACCCAUGGCAAACAACUGUGGAUAGGGGAGACCAGUUCUGCCUGGAAUGGGGGAGCCAAGGGGCUGUCAGAUGGAUAUGUGGCAGCGUUCAUGUGGCUGGAUAAACUUGGUCUUGCUGCAAAAAAUAAUGUUGGUGCUGUAAUACGCCAGACAUUUUACGGCGCUAACUAUGGACUCAUAGACCAUGUGACAAUGGAGCCUAACCCCGAUUACUGGUUGACCUACAUUUACAAAAAGUUAGUGGGGGACUAUGUUUUCCAGACGGAUUCAUCAGAUAGGAGGAGAAGAGUGAGAUUCUAUGCUCACUGUGCUGCUGAGGGAUUUCCCCCAGGGAGCCUUGCUGUAUAUGGAAUGAAUUUGUACAGCUCCAAUGUAACACUAAAGCUGACCGGGGUGUUAGAUACCUCAGAUAUGAAGGUCUACCUUAUGUCAGCACCCAACCAGAAUCUCCAGUCUAAAUUAGUUUGUUUAAAUGGUGAUGUGUUGAAGAUGACCGCGGAUGACCGCUUGCCAGACAUCACUCCUGUCUCUAUGAAUGACUCAGUAGAAAUGCCACCGUAUUCCUAUGUGUUUAUUAUUUUAACAAGAGCUAAUGUCAAUCAGUGUACGAGGUAACAAAUAUCGUCUCUCCCUGUAUCGGUCAUUAAUGUUUUGUCCCUUUCAUCAAUUACUGGUCUUCACUAUUCACUAUCAUAGUUAACCCUCUAGUUAAGGAUCCUGACAUCAAUCAUACAGAGUCCUCUUAUUCAGAAAAUGGACCAAUCAUCACAAGUAUUGAUUCAUUCAUUAUCUCCUGUACUGUUAAUAAGCUUAUCAUGUAUAAGCUUUUUGUUUUUCUCUGCAUUGCUUAAAUAUUUUGUCAUUAUCAGUAGGCAUCAUAAAUUAUUUCACAGGUGCCAUUUUAACUUUUAGAAUUUUAUAUAUAAUGUUCAAUUUGUUUGAACUUUUAUCUAUAAAAUAUACGAUGUUUCCGUAUGGAGUACAAAUCAUGUUGAGCUACUUUGAGAUUUCUCCAAUCGGAGUGUAUACAUAUUACUUGUUUUCGAGCUGUUUUUAUAUAUUAUAUUCAUAGUCUGACACUACGAAUCAUAUCACCUAUAUUGUGUUGUACGUGCCAUAUAUAUAGGGUUAGGCCCUGUGUUGUUUUUCACCAUGCCUUGCCAUGUACAUGUACAUAUGACCGAGGAACACAUCGUCUCUCUCCGUCACUCAUCGUCCUUUUGUCUCCGUUACCCUGGUAACAUCAAAACUCACUCAAGAUACAUAUCAGACAGGGUAAAAUCAAUUAGCUCACACUACUACUCUCACCAAAGUGUACAUGUUCGACAUUAUUUUUUAAUCAAUUUGGACCCUUUUUAAAGCGCUAAGCAUAGCUGCAGCGCUUUUUUGUCGCCAGAUUUCUGAUCCUACUUCCACUUUCGAUUUCGCAUUUCCGAAAUACCGCCACCUAUCGGCGGAUGCUAGAGAAGUCGUACCCUGGAGAAGUCGUACUCGGGAGAACUCAUAACUAUGCAGUAGAAAAAACAUAUCUCCAAGUUAUCCUGCAUGCAGACACAUUUGUUCUAUCAGUAUUAAAUUGGGAAUAAAUUCAUUUAAUGAAUAUUAUUAUUAUAUAUCGGAUAUGGGUGCUCCAAAAGAUAUCACAUUCAUGAUGAUUUCUUUCCAGUUAGAAUUUUUUGGGAAAAAAUGGGUGUUAUAUGCAUUUGAUUGUGUAUUAGGUGUUAAGCAAUAAUUGGAAUAACUUAGCAAAAACACAUGUGCGUCCAUCAAGGCGUGAGAGUUUGUUACGUCGAAGUUACACGUGUGCUUGAAAAGCACAAGACCAUAAGUCAAGAACUUUUCAUUCACCCUCCCCUAAAAAAGACAACAUGCAUAAAAAAUUCAAAUGAUCUUGCAUUAUUACAAAACUUUGAUAGUCAGACACCUUACACGUGCUCUUUCAUUACAUUAAAGGUUAUCCCUUGUCGCAAGUGGAAAUGACCCAAAUUCGAAGGAAAAAUCGGAAAUUAUAUUUCCUCAGCCCUGUUUUGAUGUGACCUAAGAUAAAAAUCUGUUGUGACAUUUGGAUCGGCGUCCAUGACAACACCCUUUAAAUUAAACUUGUUGAAACACGCUACUUUUUACGUAUGAUAAGAUGUGAGCUAGAGACUUAAUGCAAUUUAUUGAUAUACCCUAAAAUAUACCGCAGAAGAAACUACUUUCUUUCCGGCUUAGCGCUUUCCAGUACUUUCAGUACUUUGAUUAACUUUGGUCUUUGCUUUCUUUUCCAAUUAUUGUUACCAAGCUUCGUUUAGUUAUAAACACCUCCCUUCUGUCACCAUGUUUUGUAAUGUCAAUCUGUUUUCUUGCAACAGUACACAUGUAUUCUCCAAAGCCGGGUCAAUUAUGUCAUAAAUAUUUUAAUAUUAUUGUACUUUUUUAUGUCUUGAAUAAUAAUGAAAUAUACAUGAUGGAUAUCAAACUUCAAAGUGUCAA
Messenger RNA from Magallana angulata, 3354 nucleotides. Its product is annotated as heparanase-like. Bases 31 to 1494 code for a protein of 487 amino acids. Gene Ontology annotation, cellular component: membrane; extracellular matrix. The record is from RefSeq and is a predicted model, not a curated record. Lineage: Eukaryota; Metazoa; Mollusca; Bivalvia; Ostreida; Ostreidae. Gene Ontology annotation, molecular function: hydrolase activity, acting on glycosyl bonds. The transcript has 10 exons.